Eufriesea mexicana is the source of this 2348-nucleotide messenger RNA. It is a transcript of the gene pxb, whose product is annotated as putative Hedgehog signaling attenuator pxb. Lineage: Eukaryota; Metazoa; Arthropoda; Insecta; Hymenoptera; Apidae. Bases 777 to 2348 code for a protein of 523 amino acids. The record is from RefSeq and is a predicted model, not a curated record. The transcript is spliced from 7 exons.
GCCGACAAGGGAGUGUAGUCGUGAAGAGUUUGGUGAUCGGUAGAGCGCGUGUUUCGUAGCGGAAAAGUGUCGGAGGGUGAGAUUGCGCGAGUGCACUCGGGUGCGUACACGAACACAUGUUCCGAGUGGAAAGCGCGAGACAGCUGACACUGGAGGACGCGAGCUCGACCGCGUCCGUGGAAGUCUUCGACUCGUGCGAAACAGUGAGGUUUCCCGUGGUGGGUUCCGUGCGGGUGCUAACCCGACGUGCCUUCGAGUGAAAGAGGAUAAAGGAAUGAUCGAGAGUGUCGGGUGCAGUGCAUCGUUCUCCACGACGACCACCCCGGUUCAUCGUCGUGUCCGUUGACGGCGUAUGGCUCGUCGCCUCGUCUCGAGAUUCUCAACGACGCUUCGACACGAGCAACCGUCCCCGUCGUCGUCGUCGUCGUCGUCGUCGUCCCCGUCCCGUCGUCCCGUCGUUCCUCCGCGAACGGGCGAGAGAGGAGCAGCGCACGAUCGACGAGCAGAGACGGUGGUCGACGGGUGAUCUCGAGGAAAGUGUACCCCGCAGGAACAAGCUUACGGUGGCCGAGUGACUCGUGAGAGGAAACGACGCGCAGUGAUCGAAAAGGAUACACGGAUCGUCUUGGAGCAGGGAAAUUGCCACGACCCUCCGCGACGCGAGUGGUGCGCGUAGAAGCCAGCCACGAGGAGGGUGCCCCGUACUUUCGAAGGAAAUGCGCUGCUAGCAAAUCGGCAAGGUGUCGCCCGAAUUUUUGAGCACGCUGAGGUGGAGGAUGGAGGAGCUGGAAACGCUGGAGAGCACGGAGUGCCCCGAGUACCCCGGGCCACCCCCCGAGUUCCGGUUGCCGCCACCGCCUCGGCCACCCUUCCUCACCGACGGCACCUUUUGCUCGGAGGAGCCCCUCACCGAGAUCGAAGAUUGCGUCGCCAUUCCGAUGAUCGAUGCAUCGUACCACACGAACCCAUCGCUCCAGAGCACCGCCCUGAUCAUCACCUGCGCGGUGGUGCUGCUGCUGAUGGCGGCGAUCGUGUCCGUCGUCUUCUGGAAACACAAGCGGAAAGUGCAGAACCUGUUACCGUGCAAGAGCGCAGCAGGAGCGGCGGCAGCCGCAGCCGCAGCCGCGGCCGGUGGUCGAAGUCGAGUGCUGGCUGACGGACAGUCGCACGGUGGAACCGGGAGUGCGGGUGGCGCGGUGCUGUACGAGGACCUGCCGGAAGCAGUGACGCACUCGCAGCUGCAUCACAGGCAGAACCACCUGCCCAGCCACCAUCCUGGUCAGGCGCCCACGAUCGAGAUGUUGGACGUGAAGGAUACCGGCAGGGGCGUGUUCAUGUGCAGCAGCCCGGGUCCUGAUCCGUACACGUCGCAGGACCUCUACAAUCCUGUCUACGAGGAGCUCAGUAACGGGGACCAUCCGGAAACGGACGAGGAGAGCGAGCUGAACGCGCGGAACCGGCUUCAUCAUCAUCAUCAUCAUCACCGCCACCAUCACCGGGCCGCGUCGUCGAAACCGGCCAGCGAGGACGAGUUCGCCGAGGACGAGCUCUCGGUGGGCGAACCCUCCGAGGCGCGGAUGCUCACGUCGACAGGCCCGACCUGGGGAACCUGUCCGGCUGGUGGCAGGCCACCGCGAGAGAGACGAGGCAGAAGCCCCAGGAGUCUCGACAGGCAUAGAAGAGACAAGAACCACGAUGUGGGAGAGUUCCACGAGGGGAUGCUGCUGGACGCGUUACUGCAGCUCUAUCCUAGCGUCGCGGGUGUAGCUGGCACCCGAUCGAAUAGCAAUCAACGACAACAGUCCGUCCCGUCGGUGGCCCACAGGUUACCCUAUUUCGUACCACCGAUGCCAGCGACGCAGGCCCUCAGGGUCGAGGAGAACCCGUACGAGAGCGUACCGGUACUCGGCCCGCUCCACCUCUAUUCCAGCCAAAGCAGAAGCAACAAGGAGAGGUCCCGCAAGUCGAACGACAAGUACAAGUACUCCGCGCAGUACGGGGCCGACUAUUACGGACUGCAAAACCAGGACACCGCUCCGGUAUACACGCAAGUAGGUGGUGAAUACUCGGACACCUAUUCGCAGCCGACUGACCGUCUCUAUAACGAGGAUAAAUACACGCAGCCGGUGUACUACGCCCCACGCGACAGCGACCAGAUAUCAUCCGGGAGACUGUACCAAGGCCAGCCGGACAGUAGUUUCGGCAGCGACAGCGGGUACAGCCAUCACACUUCCGGCACCACUGGAACCACCGGCACGCGCAGCAGUAACUCGAGGACGAAUCACAGGAAGGACAAGCAUCGAAAUUCGCAUCAUUCCCAUCAUUCCGCGGACUACAUCGUGUCUUAA